AUGCCACGCCCUCACCGCAACUACACCGAAUUCGUUCGUCUUCACCCCAACAACAUCCGCCUUCACACAGCCCGCCGUGCUAAUCAUACCAAACACCAGAACUUCAACGAACUCAAGUUCGAUCAUGUCCGCGCCGAUGAUCGCCUGCCUCAUCUCUGGCUAUACCAAGCCGCCAUAGUCGCCGCCACCCUCCUAUCCUCUAGCCCAUCCUCUACCUCAACCUCCGUCCUCCGCGACGCCUUCGACCACGGCGUCCCAAAGCCGUGGGCCAUAACCGCAAUGACCACGCCUUCCUCCUUCACCUCUGGCGGCGGCCACAACGGCUACGGCAUCGAGGCCCUCUUCGACAUCCCCUCUCCCAAGAACAACAUCUCCUCCGACGACCGGGCCGAGUUUAUCAGCGACCUCGCCGAAGCUACUCUGCGCACCUUCAACAGCAAAACCAUCUUGAACUUGCUCGACCAUCACUACGACGAAGUCAUGGAAAUCGUCGACCGGUUCGAGUACCGUCGGGGAUCGAUCUAUCAACAACCAGGCGAGUUGGCGAAGGAUGCAGAUGUGGAAGCUAUGGAGGAGGAACUCCAGGCUGUGCUGGCGAUCUCCAAGUCACGGCGUCGGCGUCGGUCUACCUCCAGCAAGCGGAACGCUUCCUCCCGGCGUCAGUCUCCCUCCCCAACCUCACGCGCAACGACUCCCUCACGCGCAACGACUCCCUCACGCGCAACGACUCCCUCACGCGCAGCAACUCCCUCCCGCUCGACCCAACGUCGCUCGGAUCGGGAGUCAAGCGCGAGAGCGCGACCGGCGUCGAGAGGUGGAGCACGACGUGCUACUCGCAGCCCCGGCAGUGACAGCAGUGGCAGUGAUGACGAGCGAGACCGUCCGAGCUCACGCGGUAGGACUCAGACGAAGUUGGCGUUAGCGGCGCUCAGGAAGCAGUUGGAGCAGCUCAAGACGGGAGUGUAG
This is a messenger RNA of Zymoseptoria tritici IPO323, 966 nucleotides long. RefSeq lists its product as uncharacterized. The record is from RefSeq and is a predicted model, not a curated record. The transcript has a single exon. Bases 1 to 966 code for a protein of 321 amino acids. Lineage: Eukaryota; Fungi; Ascomycota; Dothideomycetes; Mycosphaerellales; Mycosphaerellaceae.